Molecule: messenger RNA, 4329 nt
Organism: Symbiodinium sp. CCMP2592
Lineage: Eukaryota; Dinophyceae; Suessiales; Symbiodiniaceae
Source: the annotation of a GenBank genome assembly
AUGGCAUGCCAUACCAGACAUGGCAGGCACAGGUGGCUUCUGGCUUUCAUUUGUAUCCUGAGCUGUGCCACUUUGAGACUGUCUGCUUUUGCAGGGUACAGGUCUCAGAAUGACCGGCGCAGAGCACCAAAGCGUGUCGGGCGUUUGGUCACUCCUGUCAGUCCUGCAGUGGAGGCCUGGUUGCUCCAGCAGAAGAAGGAUCAAGAGUACGAGGAACUGCUCCGUGGAGGCUUUUCAAAGGAGCGGAUGUUCCGGUUCUUCAGCUGGCGUCCUCACUUGAUUCUGCGGCGUUUCUUCGAGAUAGGCGGGGUUCUCUGGCCGACAUGGCAAACCUGGACAGACCCGAACGGUCAAAAUCGAGGAGAGCACUUGAAGAGCAGCUUACAAAAGCUCGGCCCCGUCUUUGUAAAGGUCGGUCAGACGCUCGCGCAGCGCCCUGACAUCGUGGGGGAGGAGGCAGCCGAAGUUUUGAAGACCUUGCAGUCCAAGAGCGCGCCCUUCGCCGAUGAGAUAGCGCAUCGCAUCGUGCUGGAAGACUUGGGCCACACUGGCCCUCUGGCCCCAGACGUCUGUCCUGAGGGCCUAGGGCUGAAUGCUUCAGCGAACUGCACUCCCCUGUUUCGGGCCUUCUCAAGCAAGCCGGUUGCAGCUGCUAGCCUAGGCCAGGUUUACAAGGCGACCACUCGGGAAGGAAAGGAUAUCGCCGUGAAGGUCAUGCGGCCAGGCGUAGCUCGCCUGGUGGCAUGUGACUGGGUUUGCUGGUUCUUAGGCUUGAAGAUUCAGAGGCUCGUCACUGGAUCUUUCAAUGACUUUGCCAAGCUCGCGGAUGGAGUUGCUUCUGGCGUAUUUCUCGAGCUAGACUACCACAACGAAGGGCGAAAUAUGGAAGACUUCGUGCGUGAGCACAUGUGGUUAGGAUUCGUCACUGCGCCUGCAUGGGUGCGGGAAUACACCGGUCCCCUGGGAGAUGCUCGUGUACUUAGCACCGAGUGGGCAGAUGGCUUAGACUUCCAGGACCUGCCUGAAAGGUUAAGGCACAGAGCGGUUCAGCUGGCCGCGGAGGCAUGCCUGGUGCAAUUGAUGAUUACUGGUUUUGUGCACGCAGACCCCCACGAAGGGAACUUGAAGUAUAUGGACGACGGAAGAAUUUGUUUUUUGGACUUCGGAUUGAUGGACAGGGUGGACUCCAAAGUCAUGGAAGGCUUUGCUGAAGGAAUCCGUAGUGUUGUCGCCCGGAACUGGACCCAGCUGGCACAGGCCAUGCAAGUCAUUGAGUUUGUGCCCAAUCCUGUCCGGAAGAAUUUGAGACCGAACAGCACGCGGCCCUUGUGGGUAGAGAGCACAUUCGAUGAAUUUGUGGCCGCACUUGCUGAAGAGGUUGGAGACGACAGUGAUGCGCAGAGUCGUUUCGGCGAUAUGGCAGCUGCACUGAAACGAUUGUCAAACCGGUUCCUUAUGCUGACUCCAGACUAUGUGGUGCUGAUGACACGCACUUUCGUGACAUUGGAGGGAAUUGCAGCACAAUACGACCCGGAUUUCAACAUCUAUACGACAGCGCUGCCCAUCACUUUGCGCCGUAUCGUUUCGCCAAGCACGGCGGCCUCUCGCAAAGCGUUCCGGAAUAAUGUGCUGACCGAAAACGGAGAGCUGAAGUGGAAUGAGCUGGAAGGGCUGCUGAAGACGCCAGAAAAAGGUGUUGAAGCAGAACAUGAAGAUGCGAAGAUGAGUUUGUUGGAUGAGAACGACGAACCUUACGCCUCUGAAAGUGGCUUCAAGCCUUUAGAGGGCCUACUGGGCUCCAGUGAGGGCCGCAGCCUGCGACGACUCGCCUACGACGUGGACAUCAAGGCAUUGUUCGCUUACCUGGCCUCCAACCAGGGACGCUCAUUGCGAAAACAAGCAGCAUCCUGGCUCGCGAAACAGCUGGACAUCCGCCGCGUUUGGCCGCUCGGGAGAUCCGCGAGGAGCAUCGCAAAAGAGCCGCCUGCCGGCUCCAAAGAGUUUGAGAAGCUCCAAAGGCAGCGGGCCCAGCGUGAAAGGCGUGCGCUGCACUUCAUCUUGCGGAGCCAGUGGAAGCGCCUGCGCUAUCGGGCACUCCCCUCCCUUGCGCUUGUAAUCAUGGUCUUCCUCCUCCGCGUCUCUGGGACGGUGCUGCUCCUCAUGCUGCGGCGGAUGGCUCGCCGACUGCGGUCUGCCGUCCUCUGGCUCGUGAAAUGCCCGCUCGUGGUGUCCAGGCCUUGUCGAGUCUUCUGGAUUCCAGGCCGCAUCGAGGUGGUUGGAAAGCACACCGACUAUGCUGGUGGGCGGUCUCUGCUUUGCGCUAUCAAUCGUGGUUUCUGUGUAUUGGCGACCGACCGUCAAGAUUCCGUGCUCCGGGCCGUGAGUCUCCAGUUCAAGGCCGGCGACAAGGAUGGCAUCGUUGAGGUGCCCUUGACAACGAGCCUCGAGGUACGCCAGAACCAUUGGUCUCUUUACAUCACGACUGCAGCGCGGCGGCUUUCGCAGAAUUUCGGCCAGAAGCAGCAACUUCUGGGUUGUGAUGUUGCCAUCGCCUGCGACUUGCCUCCUGCUUCAGGCAUGAGCACCUCAUCAGCGUUGAUUUGUGCAAUGUUCAUGGUGUUGGACGCCCGGAACCUGCUACGCCAGCGGCCAGAGUUCCAGGCGGCACUGCCAACAGACGAGGUGUUCUAUGAAUAUCUCGGCUGCAUCGAGAACGGUCAAUCCUGCGGCGACCUGACGGGAGACCGAGGUGUUGGAACCUUCGGCGGCAGCGAGGACCACACGGCAAUCAUGGCCUCGCAGUUGGGCACGCUCAAGGUCUUUUCAUACAAGCCCACAAGGCUGGAGCGUUCGAUCAAGAUGCCUCCACAUCUUCUAUUUGUAGUUGCAUCCAGUGGACUUCUGGCAGAAAAGACUGGGGACAAAAUGGAAAGCUACAACGAUGCAGCGACACUGGCCCUGACCGCCGGGAGAAUUGUCGCCAAAGAUCAAGGCUGGGGCGAGGACGUAGAUCUUGCAACCUGCAUUCAGCGCUGUGGCGGUGGUCUCGAUGCAUGUGAUCACAUAACAAAGAUUCUUCGUUCACAGCCUGCAGGGCAUGCAUUGGAAGCUCGCUUCAAGCAAUUCUUCACAGAGAAUGAGGAGUGCGUGCCUGGGGUUGCGGAGGCCUUCUCAGCAGCAGAUGAGGCGAGUUUGGGAGCCAUAGUCGACAGAUCACAAAGCGCAGGAGAUGCUGGCUUGCAGAACCUCGUAGCCGAAACACGAUGGCUGCCGAAGGAGGCACGGCGGCUUGGAGCAAUCGCAGCCUCAGCCUUCGGCGCCGGGUUCGGUGGAAGCGUGUGGGCUUUGGUGCAUGCGACAGAAUCCAGCGAUUUCAUCCACAAGUGGCAGGAGGCAUACUUGAAGGAGUUCCCCAGCAGAGCUUCGACAUGCGAGUUCUUCACAACAGUCACCUUCUCGGCUCGCCUUCGCGUGCAGAGAUUGCAGCACACCAGGCUGUUCGUGAGCUUUUCCCAGGACCCGUACAAUUCGAAUUCGGCGCUGACAGAGGAGGUAGUUGCGCCAGUCAUCCACCAGAUGCAGCCCGCCAGCAUGGCGCCACUGUCGUGUCAGCAGGAGGUGUCGUCGCUUUGUCCCAAGGCAAGAUCUCAGAUCCACUGUCUUGGGCAGAACAGUGGAGUCAUCUCAGACAGCUGUCGACGGGAUGUGGGGAAGUCAGUCCCUUUUCGUUGUAGCAGUGCCAUUGACAAGUACUGCGAUAUUUUGAAGGCUGGAAUUUUGGAUUGCCUGCACAAGCACAUGGAUGACGUCGGCACAGACUGCAAAGAUGCGGUCCUAGCCACAAGCAAGGCCAUCACGGCUCUGAACACGGUCAAGGCAGCGGCAACACCGGCUCCUCAGGCUUUGCUUGCAAAGCAUCCUGACGGGCGAGCGUCAGACAGGGAGAAGACCCUGGAUUCUAAGCUGGCGAGCCUCACAACCAAGGGCCCGUCUGUGGUCUCAAUGAUAAAAGAGGCCGAAAGGCAGGCGGAGGAUCAGUUGGCCAAAGAUGCCGACAAAAUCGAGUCACUGCUUUCCCAGAUGUCCGAGAAGAUUGGACCCAAGCCGAGUGCCACACCCCGCCUCGGCCAUUCUCACAGCAGCUGGUGGACUAGCUACAGCGCGCUAUCGAUACUGCUGCUUCUGCUUCUGGCCUACUUCUUCACGCAGACCGAUGAGGGAAGAAAGGUCUGGCACCGAAUGAGGAUGGCCACGCGAGAUGGUCGACCACUUCUUGGAAAGAAGGACUUGGAGAUGCCUUUCCCGUACGACAACGAGGUUCAGCUUUGA